Molecule: messenger RNA, 342 nt
Organism: Saprolegnia parasitica CBS 223.65
Lineage: Eukaryota; Oomycota; Saprolegniomycetes; Saprolegniales; Saprolegniaceae
Exons: 2
Coding region: 1-342 (113 amino acids)
Source: RefSeq, a predicted model, not a curated record
AUGGGCCAAGGCAGCUCCAAGUACGCACACGCGAACAACGACUACGAGCUCGUGAUCAAGUGCUCCAAGGAGCUCGAGUUCAUCCUCGAGCAUGACUUUUCGGCGACCGGCCGUGGCCUCCACGAGAAGAUCUCGUCCGCGACCAGCCUCCCGCCCGAGCUCGCGCGGCAGAUGCGGUACCUCGCGACGAUCCGCAACAAGCUCAUUCACGAGCGUGGCUUUGACGCGAUCCCCGACCGCGCCAACUUUAUAGCCAAAUUCGAGCAAUCGGCCAAGGAGCUCGAGACGAUCGUCAAGGCGCGCCGCGGCCCGAGCGGCGACGGCGCCUGCCGCAUCAUGUAA